GGUGAUACUUCAGAUCUAUCGAAUCUUAGAAAGCUAAAAAUGGUUUGGCUAGAUAUAACUUUUGCGUUUUAUAAAAUUACAGUUUAUUUUUAAAUUUCGGUAAUUCAUCCUUUUUUCUAAUGUUGGCGAUCUCUUCAACUUAAUUGUGCCAGAAAUUAGUUUUUUCAAAGUUGAAAUGAAUAAUAAGCAACGCAAGUCUAUGUCUCAAGUUAGCAGUACUACUACUGAUGCUAUAUGUUGUAAUGCUAGCUCUUCCAGUUCAACAGAUUCUAGUUCUAAGUGUGAUAGUCCUGCUAGAAAACACAGAAAAGUACAUGAGAGAGAACCUGGAAAAUGCAAAAAACAACCUGUCAUAUCAGCGUUUUUUCAGCCAUCAUCAAGUUUAAAAUUAUCUUCAAAAAUGCCAAUUCAAUUUGAAGCCUCUGUACCACAAGUAAGACAGAACCCAACAGAGAAUAACAACUUUAGUCAAAAGUUUAAACGUCCUGUUUGUAUAUCCACUUUUGAAAAACUACAAAACUAUUCUCAUGUUACAAGAGAUAGAUUGGAAACAAAUAAUGAACAUGAGAUUGAGAAUGACAACAAUGUGAAAACAGAUAUUUUAGAACAAACAGUUAUAAUGAAAAAAGAUGCUAAUGUUUUGAUUGAUAAUAGAAAUGACACUGACAGUAAAGACUUGAACUUGUGCCUAAGAGAAUCAGAAUCAUUUAAUCAAAUAAAGAAGUUUUCAGAAAAGGAAUACAAAUUCCAAGAGCCACAGCCAAGUUGUAGAAAGAAGAUAAAAUAUACUCCUCUUGAAGAACAGUAUAUGGCAAUCAAACAACAAAACCCAGAUGCUAUUCUUCUCGUGGAAUGUGGAUACAAGUACAGAUUUUUUGAUGAAGAUGCAAAGAUUGCAUCACAGAUAUUAAGUAUUGGAUGCUACCAAGACCAUAAUUUUCUGUCAGCCAGCAUCCCAACUCAUCGUCUUCAUGUUCACAUACGAAGGUUAGUGACAAAGGGCUACAAGGUUGGAGUAGUUAAACAGAUUGAAACUGCUGCUUUAAAAGCAGCUGGAAACAACAAGAACAGUGUCUUCAGUCGCAAACUGACUGCAUUAUACACAAAAUCAACUAUGAUUGGAGAAGAUGUCUGCCCUAGUUCCAGUAUUAUAAAUGGUGAAGAAGACGAGCAAGUUUUAGACUUUGUAGGUGACAGUGUGUCAGGGUUUCUUGCAGCUGUAUAUGAAACAGCUGAAAAGAAGGGAAGUCUAAUGAUAGGUGUUGUGGCCGUUCAGCCAACUACAGGAGAUGUCUUAUACAGCAGUUUUCAUGAUUCUGAAACAAGGUCAGAACUGGAGAGCUGUCUAAUUCAUAUUCAUCCUAUAGAAGUAAUUUUACCUGAAACACUGCUCUCUCCACAAACUGUAAAUUUGGUAAAGGAAAUAACAACAUUAAGUCCUACUGCUGAUGAUCGAAGUCGCAUUGAAUGGGUUUCUGACAACACGUUUGAUUUUACUACUGCACUUAGUAUUGUAUCAACAUUUUAUCAAAAGUGUAGCUCUGAUGACAGUCAUGCUAGCUCUGAAAUUGAAAGAAGUCAAAACUUACAGAAAGUGAUGGAUUUCCCACCUGUUAUUAUAUGCUGUUUGAGUUCAUUAAUUAAGUACUUGGAAAUGUUCCAUUUGGAGUCUGUUCUAUACAAUCCCAGUAAUUUCUCUCCCUUGUCAACAACUUCACAGUAUAUAAAUCUACCUGCUACUACCAUAAGAAACUUAGAAAUAUUUCAAAACAAGAGUGAUUUUAAGGAAUAUGGGAGUCUUUUUUGGGUUCUGAAUCACACAAGAACAAAAUUUGGAAGUCGAAUGCUUAAACAUUGGUUGAGGCAACCUCUGCGUGAUUUUCGUCAGAUAGAGGAGCGACAAGAGGUUGUGUCAGAAGUUCUUCACUCUGAUUGUAUGUUCUUCAGCAAGCUAGCUCAACUUCUCUCUAAACUUCCUGAUCUUGAAAAAGGACUCUGUGCUGCAUUACACAAGAAGUGCAACCCUUCACAGUUUCUAGCAGUAGUCAGAGCCUUAAAUGUUGUACAAGAAAAUCUGAAACCUUUGAGAUGCACUGUGGAAAUUGAAGUACAAGCUCCAACACUAAAAGCAUUAGUUUUAGAAACAGUUGAGUUGCUUGGAGACAUUCAAUUCUAUCUUAACAGUCUGGAUGAGAAGGCUGCCAGCAAACUGGAUACAACUAGCAAACUGACCAUAGUUAACAAUAUUUUUACAUCAUUCCCUGAUGUUGUUGAACGGAAGAAAGAAAUGAAUGAAAUUUCUGAUAAGCUGAACAGCCUUAGACCAACAAUAGCACAACUUCUAAAUCUUUCAGCUUUCAACUUUGUUACUGUGGCAGGACAGGAGUAUUUAAUAGAAGUCAAGAAUACUAACCUGUCCCAUGUACCUCGUGAUUGGUUAAAAAUUAGUAUGACAAAACAAGUUUCAAGAUUCCGGUCCCCAGCAGUCGAAUCUUUGCUCAAUCAGUUGCAACAAGUUCAAGAAAAGCUGAAACUUGCCUGCCAUCAAGCGUGGUUAUGCUUUUUAGAUGAGUUCAACUCUAACUUCUACCGAUUUAAGAAAGUAGUAUCAAACUUGGCCACUUUAGACUGCUUCUUCAGCUUAGCAGAAUUUGCUAAACAAGAAAACUACUGCAGGCCUGCCCUUGUAGAUACUUUUCACAAAGAACUAAAGAUUGUUAAUGGUCGUCACCCAAUAAUUGAAAAGCUUUUAUCUGGUCAAGGACAAUAUGUUCCAAAUGACACUUUCCUGAAUUCAGAGAAACGGUGUAUGAUCAUUACUGGACCUAACAUGGGUGGAAAAAGCUCGUAUAUCAAACAAGUUGCAUUGAUAACGAUUCUUGCUCAUAUUGGCUCAUAUGUACCAGCAGAAUCAGUUACCAUCUCUCCAGUUGAUGGAAUAUUUACAAGUUGGUGGAAUAUUUACAAGAUAAAAUGCUUAACACUCUUUGUUACUCAUUACCUUCUGCUGACAGAGCUGCAGGAUCAUUAUCCAAGAAAUGUUACUAACCAUCAGAUGGUGUAUAUGAUUGGAGAUGAAGAUAAUACCAAUAUCCACUCUAAAGAUGUAUCAAAAGUUUCACACUCGUGUUUGACCUUCCUGUACAAACUUGGUGAUGGAGCUGCUGAAAGAAGCUUUGGCUUAAAUGUUGCUCGUAUGGCCGGAAUUCCUGAAUCUAUUAUUAAUUUAGCAUAUUACAAAUCACAGCAGGUGGAGCAGGAAGUUAAGAAACGAAGCACUCUCAGGCGAGAGUUCUUAACCUUGUGGAACAAGAUUACUUGAAGUGGAAGGUGUGUGUAAAACUAAAACCCAUUUAUGUAAUGUGUUAGCAACAGACAAGUUUGAUAAAUUACCAUUAAACUUCACAGAAAUAUGUAUAAAGGAUUCGUAACAAACAAAUUUAGACAUAAAAGUUAAUUCUAAUUUUUGUAGUAUUUUUAUUGUGCAGAAAACAUGAAAAUCUUGCAUUGUAAGUAUAUACCAUUUAAGAGAUACCACAGUUUGCUUGAUAGGUAGAUAAAUAAUGAGGACUUUGAUAUCAAUAUAAUUAUUUCUAAAGCACCAAAAAACUGAUAUACAACUCUAUUUAUAUUUUAACUUUUUUUUUAUGGAAGUAAAACAGAUAGUUCUAGAAAUAAAGAAAUGUAUUUAAUUUUCACUUGAAAAACCUCAUUGGAAUAAUAAAGUAUUUCUGUAAAUAACUGGUAACAUUUUAUGUUUUGUACAAGUAUGCAUUCUGUGCUUUUGUGCAUAAAGAUAGAUAAAUAACAAAAACCUUUUAUUCUCCAUAUAUGUUUUUGAACUUCUUUGGUGAGAUUUUGCUGUGCCAUGCUCGUAAAUUGAACAAAUUCCAAUACAUAUCUUACCUCCCCUCACAUAAUAGCUUUUUUUCAUUCAGUGCUGCCAUCUAUUUGUGCAAUUGUUUUUUCUUGCCACUAACCUUGAAACUGCCACCUACCCCACGUUUCUACGUGGCUCAACUGUGUUGUAGCAUGCAAAUAAGCAUAUGACAACCCUCCUGUUGCAGCUGGCUUCCUCUAUCCUGUAGAACCCAAUCUUCACAUCUCAAUUUGGCACAGUAUUGUUAAGACAUGGUAAUUUUCGCUUGUGUUUUUUUCUUUAAUUUAUGUUUAUUGUUUUUUUCUGUUAAUCAACUUUGUUCUUUGUUUUUCAUGCAGCUUAUUAAACAACAGUUGUUUUUCCCUACAUUUUAUACAGUAAUAACCUCACUGUAGUUUAUUAAUUUCAAAUUUCAUUCAAGUUGAACAUGAAUUCUGAAUUUUAAUUCACUACCACUAUUUCAGUAGUGUCGAAUAUUACAACAUUUUAACUUACAGUGCCUCAGUCUACAGGCUUUACACUUUUGGCUAUGGAGGUCAUGGUUUUUCAAUGGGAGUUGGGGUUCAUCAUAUGGCCAGUUGUUUCUUCCAAGCUCAGUCCUAAAAUUUAUUUGUCUGGUGGAUCUGGACAAGAUUAAGAUGAUUUGGUAAUUUACUAUUUUUCCAUCUCCUUCCUUGACCAUGCAAUCCUGAUUUUCUGCCUAUGGAUGCCUCAAGGCCAUCAUUAGUGUUCUUGGACAUGGGGACACAGGUAUGCUUCCUUUUAUUGGUUCCCUCCUCAUUUAGGCCCCUUCCUUGGUAUACCUAGCUUUCCUUUCUUCUCCUGAUAUUGGGUCCAUGCUCACCAAAUUUUCUUCCACACUUGCGUUCUGGAGGGGGACACGCGUCUCGACUCCCUUGGACUCAGAAUAAUUUUUUUCUGAGCUUCAUGACAUGUUUUUCUGUAUUUAGGCUCCCAAAAUUAGUGUUAUGUAUACUAGAAUAAGGUUUGCCCUAAUACUUUUUGGAUAUGGAUAGUCUUAUGUGUGAUCUCAGAUGUUAUAUUGCCUGCACAGCUUCAUUUCAUGUUUCCUGUUCCCAUUUAUUUAUCCACUGGAAUCCUUCUUCUCUAAGUGAUGUUUCACUCAUCCCCUCACACGUUGGACUUGCAUAUAUUCAUCAUUAUCUCCCAACUCCCUACAGUUUGUUUUUAAAGGUGUCAUAACAUCAGAUUAGACAUCUUCCUUUGUCCCUGGCUGCCCAUCUAUGUCGUAAUUUGGGGGAAAAUAAUCCAGGCUGGAAGGUGGACCACACCAACAAUGUUCACCUUGCAUUAGCCCUGUCAAAUGGCCAUUUCAUCUUCCUCCAAAUAUUGCAUUAUGCCAGAAACAAUACUACACACAUCUGUUCAACUGUGAGUUGGUGUGUUUACUAAUUUCUUUCUUUUUAUU
Messenger RNA from Limulus polyphemus (Atlantic horseshoe crab), 5309 nucleotides. RefSeq names its product DNA mismatch repair protein Msh3-like. Gene Ontology annotation, biological process: mismatch repair; mitotic recombination. The record is from RefSeq and is a predicted model, not a curated record. The coding region runs from base 176 to 3322 and encodes 1048 amino acids. Gene Ontology annotation, molecular function: mismatched DNA binding; ATP binding; ATP-dependent DNA damage sensor activity. The transcript is spliced from 19 exons. Lineage: Eukaryota; Metazoa; Arthropoda; Merostomata; Xiphosura; Limulidae. Gene Ontology annotation, cellular component: nucleus.